AUGCGCGGGCGGCCGGGGCUGCGGCGGGCGCCUCCAGCUGAGGAGCAGCAGCCGCAGCAGCAGCAGCGUCCCGGGCCGGCCGCGCCGUCGGGUGGCGACGCCAUGCUGCCCUGGAAGAGGCACAAGUUCGAGCUGCUGGCCGUGGACGACGAGCAGCUGACGCAGCAGCAGCACAAGAAGACGCAGCAGAAGCACCGGCGGCAUCCUCCUCCUCCGCCGCCUCCUCCGCCAAGCGCGCCGUCGGGGAAGGGCAAGGGCAGCUGCUGCGCGGCGGGCGCGGGGAGCCUGCCCUGCUCGGCGGCGCUGGGCUCUUUGGCUCGCGCGUGCCCGCCCGAGGGCGCCCUCAGCAGGAUGGGCAACCUGUUCCGCUGCAAGCGCAAGAAGUUCCGCGUGAGCAGCGAGGCGCCCACCUACACGGUGCUCUACCUGGGCAACGCCACCACGCUGCAGGCCAAGGGCGAGGGCUGCACGGACGUGGCGGUGGGCAAGAUCUGGGCCAGGAGCGAGGCCGGGCGCCACGGCACCAAGAUGAAGCUGACCAUCGGGCCGCAGGGCAUCCGCAUGGCGCCCGCCGCGCCCUCCGAGGCGGCCUCUCGCCCGGGCCACCUCUACCUGCUGCACCGCGUCACCUACUGCGUGGCGGACCCGCGCCUGCCGCGCCUCUUCGCCUGGAUCUACCGGCACGAGGUGAAGCACAAGGCCGUGCUGCUGCGCUGCCACGCCGUGCUGGUCUCCAAGGCCGAGAAGGCGCGCGCCAUGGCGCUGCUCCUCUACCAGACGUCGGCGGCGGCGCUGGCCGAGUUCCGCCGCCUGAAGAAGCGCGCCGACGCGCGGCACCAGCAGCUGCAGCAGGCGGGCGCGGCGGCGGCCGACGGCGCCAUCCCGCUGGUGCCGCUGCGCAAGCUGCUCCUGCACGGCCCCGGCUGCUGCUACAAGCCGCCCGUCGAGCGCAGCCGCAGCGCGCCCAAGCUGGGCUCCAUCACCGAGGACGCGCUGGGCGAGGAGCUGGAGGAGCGCGCCGCCGGCCUGGCCAACGGAGGCGGCCCCGACGGCGAGGACGAGGAGGAGGGCGACUGCGACGACGACGAGGAGCUGCUGGCGCCGCUGGGCGAGGACGACGACGACGAGGGCGCGGACGCGGCGCCCAGCCUGGGGCAGCUCAUCUGCGACCUGGGCGAGCUGGCCAUCGGCAACGACGUGGCGCUGCUGCGCGCCGACCUGCGCGUCACCCGGCUCCUCUCGGGCGAGAGCACCGGCAGCGAGUCGUCCAUCGAGAGCAACGGCCACGACGGAGGGUCCCCGCCGCCGCCGCUCCAGCCGUGCCGCGGACCGGACAGCCCCGAGCCCGGAGGAGACAGCGGCUGACGGAGCCGUCGGAGGGGCGGCUGGCGGGAGGCAGGCAGGGGAGGCUGCGCCAAGGCGCAGGGAAGACGGGCCACGCUUGCCGGCGCCCUCCAGGUGGGACGCUUUUUGCCCCCGGGGCCACCACGCGAGCCUCACCCUCCAGGCAGAAAAGCCCCGGCACAUUUCCUCCUCGGCCCGGCGGCCGGUCUUCAGAGAAGGAGCCCCGUCCGGCCGCCCGCUCGCCGGUAGGACCACCCCGCUCCCGAACGGUGGGAUGACGCCCCAGCUUCUCGGGACCCCCCAGACUUGCCAAAUGCUUUUCCGUAACCCUGGGGGUGGGGGAGGGGUGUGUCUUGUUUACAGAUCCCCAAGGGGGGAGGGGGGGUCUUCAUCCCUCCUUCCCUGCCGGACUCUCCUUCUUCUACCCUUCCUCCUUUUUUGAAAAAACGUGUGUCUCCCUCCAUGGUUCCUUCCAUUCCAUGCUGUGUUAAGAGAUUUUUUGUUUUUGUUUUUAUUUCUUUUGCACUGUGGUGAAGAUCAUGGAGACCUUUUGGGGGUGUUUUUUUUAAAUUAUGAGGUUUGACGAAUAUUAUUUUUAUUCUCCACAAAUCCAUUUUCUUCUCCAGUCUCAGUGUUUCUAUAGAUAUGUAUAGAUAUAUUAUAAUUAUUAUUAUAUCUUUUGCUGUGCAAAAGGAAACUGUACAUGUGGAUGUUCACUUCAACCCAUGGAAAACACAAAUGUAUAUCUAAUACAUUUAGUUGCUGUUGUUGUU
Molecule: messenger RNA, 2117 nt
Organism: Podarcis lilfordi (Lilford's wall lizard)
Lineage: Eukaryota; Metazoa; Chordata; Lepidosauria; Squamata; Lacertidae
Source: the annotation of a GenBank genome assembly